AUGAAAGAUCUUGGUGAACUUAAGUACUUCUUGGGAAUAAAAGUUGACAGAACUCAACAAGGCAUAUUCUUGUCCCAAUACAAAUAUGUAUUGGAUCCGCUAAGGGACUUCAGUGCAUUACAUUUGAAGCCUCUGAAAGUAUCAAUGCAAGCUCACCAAAAUAUCUUGAAAGAUUCUGGAGAACCUCUCAUCAAUCUAGAAAUUUAUCAGAGAUUGGUUGGUAAGCUAAUAUAUCUCACCUUGACAAGACCAGCUAUUACAUACACAGUGCAUGUGUUCAGCCAAUUCAUGCAUUCACCGACUAUGGUUCAUUAUCAAGCAACAAAUAGAGUUCUACGAUACCUAUUGUCUUCUCCAAGACAAGGAAUACUUCUUGGUGUAGACAAUGAAGCCAUCCUUUCUACCUAUUAUGACAGUGAUUGGGUUGGAUGUCCAGUUAUACGAAGAUUUACUACAAGAUUUUGUGUUCUGCUUGGUCAAUCUCCCAUCUCUUAG
Spinacia oleracea (spinach) is the source of this 495-nucleotide messenger RNA. RefSeq lists its product as uncharacterized. NCBI's taxonomy places the organism in Eukaryota, Viridiplantae, Streptophyta, Magnoliopsida, Caryophyllales, Amaranthaceae. The transcript has a single exon. The record is from RefSeq and is a predicted model, not a curated record. The coding region runs from base 1 to 495 and encodes 164 amino acids.